AUGGGAAAGGAAAAGGUUCAUAUUAACAUCGUCGUCAUCGGACACGUCGACUCCGGAAAGUCCACCACCACUGGACACUUGAUCUACAAGUGCGGAGGUAUCGACAAACGUACCAUCGAAAAGUUCGAGAAAGAGGCUCAGGAGGUUAGUUUUGAAGCAAAUUUCAGUAUUCUCUAGCAACAUGUACUUUUUCAGAUGGGUAAGGGAUCUUUCAAGUACGCCUGGGUUCUCGACAAACUCAAGGCCGAACGUGAACGUGGUAUCACCAUCGAUAUUGCCCUCUGGAAAUUCGAAACCUCCAAAUACUACAUCACCAUUAUUGAUGCCCCUGGACAUCGUGAUUUCAUCAAGAACAUGAUCACAGGUAAAUUAAAUUGAAUUUUAGGCCCGAAUUAAAUUAAUAUGUUUUAGGAACAUCACAAGCCGAUUGCGCCGUCUUGGUCGUCGCUUGCGGUACCGGAGAAUUCGAAGCCGGAAUCUCCAAGAACGGACAAACCCGUGAACACGCUCUCCUUGCCCAAACUCUUGGAGUAAAACAACUCAUCGUUGCCUGCAACAAGAUGGACUCCACUGAGCCACCAUUCUCAGAGGCCCGUUUCACCGAAAUCACCAACGAAGUCUCCGGAUUCAUCAAGAAGAUCGGAUACAAUCCAAAGGCUGUUCCAUUCGUCCCAAUCUCAGGAUUCAACGGAGACAACAUGCUCGAGGUUUCCUCCAACAUGCCAUGGUUCAAGGGAUGGGCUGUUGAACGCAAAGAAGGAAAUGCCACAGGAAAGACCCUUCUUGAGGCUUUGGAUGCUAUCAUCCCACCACAACGCCCAACUGACCGACCACUCCGUCUCCCACUCCAAGACGUCUACAAGAUCGGAGGUAUCGGAACUGUCCCAGUCGGACGUGUUGAAACCGGAGUUAUCAAGCCAGGAAUGGUUGUUACCUUCGCCCCACAAAACGUCACCACUGAAGUCAAAUCCGUCGAAAUGCACCACGAAUCCCUCCCAGAAGCCGUUCCAGGAGACAACGUUGGUUUCAACGUCAAGAACGUUUCCGUCAAGGAUAUCCGUCGUGGUUCAGUCUGCUCUGACUCAAAACAAGAUCCAGCCAAGGAGGCCCGUACCUUCCACGCUCAAGUCAUCAUCAUGAACCACCCAGGACAAAUCGCCGCCGGAUACACUCCAGUUCUCGAUUGCCACACCGCUCACAUCGCCUGCAAAUUCAACGAACUUAAAGAAAAGGUAAUUUUUGAUAUUAAUCAUUUCUUUUAACAAUGUUUUUUUCCAGGUCGAUCGUCGUACCGGUAAAAAGGUCGAAGAUUUCCCAAAAUUCUUGAAAUCCGGAGAUGCUGGAAUUGUCGAGCUCAUCCCAACCAAGCCACUUUGCGUUGAAUCCUUCACCGACUACGCUCCACUCGGACGUUUCGCCGUUCGUGACAUGAGACAAACCGUCGCUGUCGGAGUCAUCAAGUCAGUCGAGAAAUCCGAUGGAACAUCAGGAAAGGUCACCAAGGCAGCCCAAAAGGCCGGAGCCGCUGCAGGAAAGAAGAAGUAA
This is a messenger RNA of Caenorhabditis angaria, 1545 nucleotides long. NCBI's taxonomy places the organism in Eukaryota, Metazoa, Nematoda, Chromadorea, Rhabditida, Rhabditidae. The record is from the annotation of a GenBank genome assembly.